Messenger RNA from Durusdinium trenchii, 306 nucleotides. The record is from the annotation of a GenBank genome assembly. NCBI's taxonomy places the organism in Eukaryota, Dinophyceae, Suessiales, Symbiodiniaceae.
AUGGUGGGCUCCAUGUAUAGCUUGGUCUCCAACAGCCUAAGCCUUGGGACCAUCUCUUCAGGCUUGGUGGUUGGCCAAACCGCCUACAUGGCCGAAUCUGGAAAGUCUCAGAUCCAAUUCGCCGAUUUCAUCAGCAGCGUUCCGGGCACCGUCUUCCACAGCACUGAGGUGUCGCGCAUUGAGACCUGUACGCUGGUGAAGGAAGAGCCGAGCGAUCCGAGCGACGUCAAUGAGACGGCUGUGGAGACGGCUGCAGAUGAAAAGUUCUGUGGUGAAGAGACCUCGAUCAGCCCCGGCCGGAUCAAG